AUGCAGUCCCUACGAAAACUAAAAGAGAGAAAGAGAGCCAUUGCCCACCAGAUGACGGCUAGUCUUAGCAAGACUGUCGAUCUUAAGCUCGCGACACAGGGCAUGGAUAUUGUGUACCUUAACAAGGAACGCGACCAAAUUACCAAGGACCGAGAGAAGGAGUUCGGCGAACUUAAAAAGCAGCUAAAUGAGGAACGUGAUCAAAUGAUGCGCAGACUGGAAGCUAUGGAGGCGACUUCUGCACGCUAUGACAGCCUGGUAGACCGGUCAGAGACGCUCAAGCUUGUAAAUGUAGCUGUCAAGCCUCUGGCGGAGCGUUUGGAGGUACUAGAACGGUCAGCUGCCGGACUCCCGGACCUACACAAAGGUUUGCAAGAUCUGGCGACUGUGCCCAAUCGAUUAGCUACAAUAGAAACACGACAAAAUGUUGUUCAGCCAGAGCCUGAGCCGAAGCCCAGCGUCCUAGACAACUCACACCUUAAGUAUCUAACAGAUGGACUUCGUAGCCUCGAAGCUGCAAACGGCGCUCUAGCAAGGAUCCCCAGGUUAGAAAACGACAUCACUACGUUAAAGAACGCGAAGGAAUUGCAUAAGAUCGACAUCGACACGCUAAAGAAAUGGAAGGAUGCGCAACCCAAAGUAGUGUUGGAAGAAACCAUGAAAAACCUCGUCACAACUGAAGUCCAAGCAAAGGCUUCCGUCCUUUCAGAAAAACUACGCGAAAAAGCAGACGAAGCGAACGGCCAGCUUGCUGAACGCAUUACCAGAAAUGAGACCUCUAUUCGCGACAUCCGGACCCAGUCGGAAUCGUUCCAGAGCUUCAAGGAGAAGGUUGAGAAGCAGAAACUCUCUAAUCAGCUUUCGGCAUUGCACGAGAAGGUCAAGAUGGCCGAGGGAAACGACGCAAGGACAUUUGCCAAAGCCGAUAGGCUGCAGAAACGGUUGGAGGAACUAGAAGAUGAAGUUCCUCCGAAUGAGAUGGACAAGAUGCACGACAGGAUAGACAAACUACAAGACAAAUUGAAGGAAUAUCGUGAAGAGAUGAAGGACACGGACAGGAAGGUUAAACAACUUCAGGACGGCGCGUUCGAUUUCCAAGACGUCCACAAAGACAUCUACAAGUACAUCGAACCUCUCAAAGACCAUUACAAGAAGAGGGGCUCUCACUUGACACAAUGUGUCGCGACUCUAGAAACAACUGUUACCCAAUCUGACUUGGGCAUACUCCCUGUUCGCCUGGAUGAGCUGGAAAAGUCUGCACGUAAUCUCGACAAGCUGUCUACUCAUGUCAAUGAGCUGGAGAAGACUACUAAGGGUCCUGGCUUUAAGAAAGCUGGUACGCCUGUUCUCCCUUCAUCUGUUCUAGAUAUACCGGCCAUGGGCAGUUUAGACGAGAAGGUGAAUUCGCUUGACAAGUCAUUGCAACAGCUUCGCAAAGCUGUUAUGGGCAAGGGCAGUCUGAUUUCCCGAUUGGAUGCCCAAGACAAACGUAUUGAUAGCAUGGAAGCAACUGCCAGUGCUAGGCCACUCGACACAGUGGAGCAGACAACGGAAAUGACUGCGAGUAGGAUCCUGGACAAGACAGUGGAAAAGACGACGGAAACGAAAGUCAAGGCGCUGAUGUUGCAUGAGCGUAAGGUUGUGGACAAGAGUCUUGAGGAGCUCGAAACCCGUCUCAUGGAAGAGAUCCAGGCAUCGCGCAACCGUACGCAUGAAUCCAGUGUCCCAUCUGCUGACGCCACUGUAGCGCAGUCUGACGUGACCGGUCUCAACAACCUCGUCUAUAACAUCAAAAAGGACAUCGAAACGCUUUCUGAUGAUCUCGGAAAGACAGAGGAAAGAAUCGUCGCCCAAGAUCAGACUAUCACUUUCCUACAGGAUUUCGUUCCCACCCUUUUUAACCAACACUUCGACCCACUCAAGGUCAAUGUUGAGGAUCAGCUCCGUGUCAUCAACAUCGCCCUGGAAACACAUGGUAGUGACCUUUCGAAUUUGAGGCAACAAGUCUCGAAUUUGCCGCUACAACAAAAUACCUUCGGACAGCAACAACAAGCUCAGCUUGAGGCGACGGUGGUAGAAGCAGCUACGUUGAAGACAAAUCUCGAAGCUCUGAAAGAGUCUUUGUCAACGAAAGCCGAUACUGAAAGGAUGAGCCAACAACUGGAAGGAAUCACUUUCGCAAUGCAGCACAUUCAGAGCCGGUACGAGAAUAUUAGCACUGACGAUAUAUACCAGCGCAUGGUCAAAUGGUUCACGCAAAUGUAUCCGGGUUUGCCACAGAUUCAGAACGAUAUCAGCCAGCUGAAGGCAUUGAAAGCGUGGAUAGACCCUCGCGCAAACGCUCUCAAUGGUUUGAGUCGAGAUGCAGAACACUUGUACGGUCUUGUAAGCAUUGCUUCGCAACUGCAGGACCUUGUGAACGUUGCCCCGCAGGUGCUGUGUCUCGCAAGCAAGUCCGCACUACUACAGAGUCUCGCGAAUAACGUUCCGGCACCAGGUCGGCUUAUCGGAUCCCGUGAUGCAUCACCGCAGACAUUAGCCAUGAUUGAGAAAGCCUGCUCUGACGCAGAUACCGCAAUCGCCAAGGCUGAACAAGCUAGUUCAGACGCAAUGGCUGCAAAUAUCAAGGCUGAGCAAGCUAGCUCUGAGGCACAGAAUGCAAACCGCAAGACCGCGGAAAUCGAGCAACGACUGACCGAAAGAGUGGAAGCGCUUGACGCUCUCAAGAAAGCAUUGGAAGCCUUACAAACUAAGUUCGACGGUGCACAGAUAGUGCGCGAGAUUGCUCACGCGAAGCUGCGUGACGACAAUAGAGUACGCUUCGAUGAGUUAGAAAAACACACGAGGCACUAUGAUGCUACUGUCACUGAAAUCUGGAAACAACUCGGCGCUGUCCAGGGCGUGGGCGCUGAGUUGCGCAAAGAGUUCGAUGCUACAGUCAACGCAUACAUUGAACCAAACCGCGACUUCUUUGGCCUGUUAGGCACAGUGAUCAUGGUCGUUUCGCAACUUCAGCAAGUCAUUGAAAGCCUCAACAAGAACCGUUCAGUCGCUCCGUUAAAGCUGGAUUGGCAUUGCUAUCUACCAACGCUCGGCCAGCCCGAAACCAACGGCGAGCCCAGCAACUCGAAAGGCAAGGGCAAGAGCAAGCAGUAA
Alternaria atra is the source of this 3156-nucleotide messenger RNA. RefSeq lists its product as uncharacterized. The record is from RefSeq and is a predicted model, not a curated record. The transcript has a single exon. The coding region runs from base 1 to 3156 and encodes 1051 amino acids. NCBI's taxonomy places the organism in Eukaryota, Fungi, Ascomycota, Dothideomycetes, Pleosporales, Pleosporaceae.